Messenger RNA from Oryzias melastigma (Indian medaka), 2022 nucleotides. It is a transcript of the gene ddx19a, whose product is annotated as ATP-dependent RNA helicase DDX19A. The transcript is spliced from 11 exons. Gene Ontology annotation, cellular component: nucleus; cytoplasmic stress granule. NCBI's taxonomy places the organism in Eukaryota, Metazoa, Chordata, Actinopteri, Beloniformes, Adrianichthyidae. Bases 149 to 1552 code for a protein of 467 amino acids. The record is from RefSeq and is a predicted model, not a curated record. Gene Ontology annotation, biological process: poly(A)+ mRNA export from nucleus. Gene Ontology annotation, molecular function: ATP binding; RNA binding; RNA helicase activity.
UUCCUACGCUCCUGAAGGCAGCACAGCUUUGACCCGCGCGUGACGAGUUGAAUUAGUUCGGUUAGCAGGUGGCGCACUUUUUCUGCUUGGCUAGUUUAGAACAAGAAUAUUCUCCCUGGUCAUCCGUGAUUUUGUCCGUGUUCAAGAAAUGUCUAAGUUUGUCCCUCAGUUUGACUUUUCUGAAAAAACCGGCCGUAACAAGACUACCUUUCAAGGAGACGUUAAUGGAAACGUAGAGCCUGAUGAAACAUGGGAUGACAUAGACCAAGUGGACCCGGCCGAGGCGUCGUUGUUGAAUAAACUGCUCCGGCGCACUGUGGUGGAGAAUGACAGGGUACAUGUGGAGGUGAUUCAGUCGGACCCCACCUCUCCUCUAUUUUCCGUCAAGACUUUUGAGGAGUUGAGAUUAAAAACCGAGCUGUUGAAGGGAGUCUAUAGCAUGGGAUUCAACCGGCCGUCCAAGAUCCAAGAGACCGCGUUACCCCUGCUGCUGGCCCACCCGCCUGGGAAUCUGGUCGCUCAGUCACAGUCUGGUACAGGAAAAACAGCAGCCUUCUCUCUGGCCAUGCUCAGCAUUGUUGACCCAAGCAACAAAUGGACGCAGUGCCUCUGCAUCGCCCCAACAUACGAGCUGGCCCUGCAGAUCGGUCAGGUCAUCGAGCAUAUGGGGCAGUUCUGCCCGGAUGUGAAAGUGGCUUAUGCCAUCAGAGGGAACCGAGUGGAGCGAGGCGUCAAGUUGCAGGAGCAGAUCGUCAUCGGAACGCCAGGAACACUCCUGGACUGGUGCACUAAGUACAAAGUGAUCGACCUCAAGAAAAUCAGCAUGUUUGUGCUGGACGAGGCCGACGUGAUGAUUGACACUCAAGGCUUCCGGGACCAAAGCAUCCGAAUCCAGAGAGCGCUGAGAAAAGACUGCCAGAUGCUGCUGUUCUCUGCCACCUUCGAGGAUUCUCUGUGGGAUUUUGCAGAGAGGGUUAUUCCUGAUGCCAACGUCAUCCGGCUGAAGCGUGAGGAGCAGACCCUGGACAACAUCAAGCAGUUCCAUGUGCUGUGCAAUAACAAAGAGGAAAAGUUGGAAGCUCUCUAUAAUCUGUACGGGACCCUCACCAUCGCACAGGCCAUCAUUUUCUGCCGCACUCGAGCCACUGCCUCUUGGCUGUCUGCAAUCCUAAAGCAAGAAGGCCACCAGGUGGCGCUGCUGAGUGGAGAUUUGACAGUGGAGCAGAGAGCUGCUGUCAUCGAACGCUUCAGGAAUGGGAAGGAGAAGGUGUUGGUGACCACCAACGUUUGCUCCAGAGGAAUCGACGUGGAGCAGGUGUCCAUCGUGGUCAACUUUGACCUUCCGGUGGACAUGGAGGGGAACGCCGACCACGACACCUACCUUCACCGGAUCGGCCGCUCGGGUCGCUUCGGCAAAAGAGGGUUUGCCGUAAACAUGGUGGAAGGCGAUCGAGACACGAGGAUCCUCCACCAAAUCCAGGAACACUUUCAUCAGAAAAUCCCGAAACUCGACACCAGUAAUAUGCAGGAGAUGGAAAGAAUUCAGCUUUGAGCUGUUUUACCCACAACCCCCCUGUAGGGGUCAGGUGACCUCCCAGAGCCAUGGAGUUUAUUUCUAUUUAAUAACUUUGGUUUAAUUUCUUUCAAAAAUUAUCUAACAUGCAUGUUUAUGGUUUGCAGUGUUUUUCUUUGUGUUAUUGUGUAAAAAACCUUAAUAUGUUAUAAUUGAGUUUGACUCGUUUCUUCGUGUUUUUGUGACUAGUUUAAGUAACAGAGUUUUACUAAAAAUAAAAAUGCAUGUUUGAUUUUCUAAACCUCAUUCUUAAGAACAGCAGCAGCAGAUGCUUCACUUUUCUGUCAAACUCUUUAGGUUGAAACGUUUUCAGGAAGUCGGCACAGCUUGUUAUUGUACCUUUCAAAAUAAAACGAAUCAAAAAAUGCUAAAAAGGAGAAUUCAUGUAGAAAGUGGAAACAAAUGAAUGUUUAUCAUUAAAUAAAAAGCACAUUUAUGUUUGUAUGUAA